This is a messenger RNA of Lingula anatina, 1311 nucleotides long. RefSeq names its product palmitoyltransferase ZDHHC22-like. The record is from RefSeq and is a predicted model, not a curated record. Lineage: Eukaryota; Metazoa; Brachiopoda; Lingulata; Lingulida; Lingulidae. Gene Ontology annotation, molecular function: palmitoyltransferase activity.
UUUACACAGCCGGCAAGUGGGCGAUAACGGUAUUAAACUUUAUCCGAGAAGAUUAACUGAAACUGACUUAAGUAAAAGCAGAAACAUGUCGACAUUGAAUAACGAGAUGGGUUUCUUCACAAGACCUGAAAAAUCGUUCUCAGAAGCAAUGAAGGAUGCUUGGAAAGCGGCACAAUCGGGGCGCAGCCCCAUGGAAGCGCAUUUUGAAACUGACUCCCUGAGCGAAGAGUCGGCCCGACAGCGCUUUGAAGCCCUCAACGCAGCUGGUAGAUUUUUCUACGGGUCUCUCAGCAUAAUUGUACUCUAUUUAGCCGACACGACGACCCUACCUUACGUGUAUGCUGAUGACCCAGAUGCAUUAACCACAAGACGAUGGGUGUUUUACUACAUUUUCAUAAACCUGACUUUGAAUUACCUGUUAGUCAUCUUCCAGUUGUCUAAGUACAAGCCAGACGCUUUGCCGACAGUUGCUCCGAAGGAAUGGUGGAAAUACUGCGACCGCUGUAAAGAUCGUAUACCAACAAGGGCGCAUCAUUGCCCCCUGUGUUUUGCGUGCAUUUUACGUCGAGAUCACCACUGCUUUUUCGCUGGGGUCUGCAUUUCUUACAACAAUCAGCGCUACUUUGUUGUUGCAUUGACUUACAUCCUCGUGGGAUGCUUGUACAGUUUAUGGCUAAGUAACAAGUACCUUUCCGGGACUUACAGAGCUAUGUUUUCGUCUGAAUGGUAUUAUUUUCUUCCCCCUGUGAUGCUGUACGACUUCGUUUUCGGAAUUGCGACCAUCAAAGUUUUGCUCAUCUGUGUGAUAGGAUUUUUCUCGUUUUCCGCGGGUCUCACUGCCGCAUAUUACUUGACGAUGCAAAUUCUUCUUAUUAUAAGAGGACAAACGACUCACGAGUUUGGAAAAGGAAUAAUAACUUACAGAAGAGGCUUAAAACACAAUAUAGAAUCUGUGUUCGGACCUAUUUGUUUGGUUCCUUUUUAUUUCAUAUUUCCCGUAGUGUACUGUGUGAAACCAAAAGGAAAUGGACUAGAAUGGGAAACUGUGAACGGGAAGAAAGUAUGAUGAAGUUAUUAGUACUGCUUUCUUUAUCCUAUCAUCACUGAAUUAAUUUUUUAAUUAUCAGUCAACAGCUUUAUAGGCUUUAAAACUUAUUACUGUUUUUACUUUUCAAUUUUUAUACUUUUUAUAUGUGAUACAUAUUUACAUAUGCAUUGACAUUGAUACAGGUUAUCAUGAAAAAAAAGGCACCAAGAUUUAGGUGUUUGAGUUUGAGAGAUUACUGAAACAAUAACGCCUCUCCACAAACU